AUGGGCUCUAAUUAUGUUAUCAAUGAACGGAUUAGUUGGAGAAGACAUAUAAAAUUGAUAGGAAAUCCUGAACCUCCGGAUGAGGUGUCAUUUGCGUGGGAGGAUGUGAAGGCAAUGUUUAACGGCGGGAGUCGUAAGCGAGCAAUGGCUGCGGGUUUGAGUAGUACUUCGCGAAGUCAUGCCUCAAAUCAGGAGUUUAUGAAAAGGCAAAGCAUUAACUCCUCAUCGCCUGAAAGCAAUCACUCUCUGACACCAAACACAACAAUGAGUGAUAGUUUGUCUCCAAAGAGCACCUCCAGUGCGGCGCCGACUUAUUUCCCAUUAAUCCCAUUACCAAAUAAAUGCUAUUCUAUGCCUCCAAGCGCUCCCUUCACUCCCAACCCGACGAUACCGUCGUCUCCUAUGAAAACGCUUUCGUCUUCGAGUCACGCAUCAGAUUUCAGGCAAAGUUUCGCUGAGUUUAUGUGGAUUGGCUCAGGAAAGCCACCGGCGCUUCACAUACCAUACAGUUGUCUACUGUGGCCGCGACCGCCGACCUCUUCGCUAGAGUUCGGCACAUCAGAGGCUAAUAGGACUAAAUUAUUUGGUAACACAGACCCCAACUCUUUCAUGUUUUCACAACAACAACAACAGCAGCAAAGAGAACAGCUCUGGGCUCACGAAAACUUUCACGAAACCAGAGACUCAAACAACAACACAAGUCCAACACAUACUAACCACUCGUCGCACACCUCGGCAUUCAAACCGGUGGCUAAGACUGUCGGCAGUAGUGUUUCGCCUGCUGUCCAUCAUUUGGAGUCUAUCGCCAAAAGUCCCGACAAUACGAGUCCAUCUCCACAGCCGUCGCAGACUAACAGCGAUCCCGAAGUGGAUAUAAUUGGCGAAGACGUGGAAGAGUCGGCGCCGGCAGUAGUGGUCCGGAGAGAAGAUAUUGUAUUGGAUUUGGAAAAACAGAAUCCAAUUGUGAAUCGAAAGAACAAGAAUUAUAUGAUGUCUGACAAUGAAGUGAAUGGAAGCGAUAGAAAGCGAGCCAAAUAUGAGUCAACGCUAAACCGAUCCGAAGAACUGAACUUAAAUUUUUUGGGACAUCUUUCAGAGGGUACAGUUGUUGAUGAAAGGAGUGGAAAAUCGUCGGCAAUCGAUAUGUGCGCCAAUACUGCACUCGAUCUCAGAAAUUUAACUUCCCUUUCAAGAGAGGCUUUGGAACAACAGGUGAGGAAAGAGAUUGUCUAUAGAGAAGAAAUGGCAAAACAAAUGCAUUUAGUAAGAGAUACGUUUUGCCAACAGUUAGACCACAAUUGGAGGUCUCGUCUAUCGGUUCACAACAAAAUUAGUGAACCGGAAGACAAUCCGAUGGGACUGUCGUUCAAAACAAAAAGCGAUUCAGAAUUAGGUCUCAAAUCAUUACAUCAUUAA
Molecule: messenger RNA, 1416 nt
Organism: Medioppia subpectinata
Lineage: Eukaryota; Metazoa; Arthropoda; Arachnida; Sarcoptiformes; Oppiidae
Source: the annotation of a GenBank genome assembly